AUGACAACUGAACCACUACACUACUGUGGCUGCUUGAAACGCAAUGAAAAUGACAUUUUUACUUGGGUAAUAUCAAGAGAUUUCUUGUUGUCGUUGACAAAAGGAAUAGUAGUAUCGCCCAUGAUUAAUAUGAGUAAUGACGAUGACAAAAAAUUUCGAUUGGAACUCCACAAAUGUCAAUCUCUAGAUCGUUCUUUACAACCUAAUAUAAUAAGAGAAAGUAUCCGAUUAUUUCUAUGCUACCUUAAAGAAAACUCAUCAUUAAUGUGUAAAUACAGCAUAUCAGUAAUCAUGGAUGGUGAAAUUAUUGAUGCUCGCACAGAUUAUUGUACAUUUUCUACGAAUUGUAGUGAAGCAUUGAUUUUCAAUAUGCCCUCAAUGAAGAUCGAUCAAGAGAUUAUAUACAGUUACGAUGUGCAUAUUCGCUGCAAAUUAACAUUUGCUACGGAAAAUAUAGAGCCGUUUCUCAAGUAUGAUUUGGCACAAACGGUACCCAAAUACAAUUUCGAUUGCAUAUUUCUUAAUAAAGAUUUGAGCGAUGUGACGCUACGAACUGCAUCUGAAAAGGAAAUUCCUGCGCAUAAAAUCAUGCUUGCUACUGCCAGUCCAGUAUUCAAAGCCAUGUUCAACCAUGAUAUGCUAGAAAAACAAAGUCAAAUAAUUGACAUGAUCGAUGUUAGUUAUGAAGCUGCAGUCGAAAUGCUGCGAUACAUCUACACAGGUGAUGUUGGAAAUGAUGAAAAUUCCUUGACAACUGAGCUAUUGGCAGUUUCUGACAAGUAUCAACUUGAUGACUUGAAAUAUAGGUGCGAAAAAAUAUUGAGCUUUCAGUUAUCUUCUUACGUAAAUGCCGUUGAGAUGCUAAAAAUUAGUGAUACAUACAGGGGGAAAUAUUUGAAAAAAAAAUCAGUCGAUUUUAUUAGGAGUAUUUUAAAUGGACCAUUAUUGAACUAUGAAGAAAUAAGUAAUAAGAUUCUUAGUAUAGCCCAAAUUGUUUCAAAAUAA
This is a messenger RNA of Trichogramma pretiosum, 1005 nucleotides long. Its product is annotated as kelch-like protein 13. Gene Ontology annotation, molecular function: ubiquitin protein ligase binding. Lineage: Eukaryota; Metazoa; Arthropoda; Insecta; Hymenoptera; Trichogrammatidae. The record is from RefSeq and is a predicted model, not a curated record. Bases 1 to 1005 code for a protein of 334 amino acids. The transcript has a single exon. Gene Ontology annotation, biological process: regulation of proteolysis; proteasome-mediated ubiquitin-dependent protein catabolic process. Gene Ontology annotation, cellular component: cytoplasm.